AUGUCAAGUGUACAAGAACAAGAGUUACAAGACCAUUAUAAUGAUGUCAUGAGUAGUGACGGUGAGGAUGAUGAUGUUGAGAUGCUAGAUUUUGUGAAUGAGGAUCCAACUGUUGGUUGUGCACCUGCCUGUCCUGCACCAGUUUCACGUGGAAAGAAAAAUAAACUUAGAUCCCAAGUUUGGGAAUUUUUCAAACUCACUAAAUAUAAAGAUAGAACAAAGAAGGGAGUGUGCAAGGCUUGUAAUGUAGGAUAUAAAUAUGAAAGCCAAAAAGGUGGAACCUCAGCCAUGAAAAGGCAUAAGUUCCCUAACCGUCAGUCUAUGGACGUAGAGCAGAUGAUAUUAUCUGCAAACAAUGACCAGUUGUCUACCCGCGUACGCAAAGUUGAUCAGAUGAAAUUGCGAGAUCUGUUUUCAGCAUUACUCAUUGCAAGAAAUGUUCCAUUUGCUUUGGUGGAGUGGAAAGAAUUUAUGGAUACAUGUACUUAUUUAAAUGAGGAUGCUAAACCAAUAUCAAGGAAUACUGGGAAAGCCGAUGUAGUAAAGAAACAUAAAGCACAAAAAGAAGUUAUUCACAACAGAUUUAAACUUGCUUCAGGUAGGAUAUGUCUAACAUCAGACAUGUGGACUUCUGUAACAACUACUGGAUAUAUAAGCUUAAUUGCGCACUAUCUUGAUCAAGAUUGGGUGUUGCAAAAGAAGCUUCUGAAUUUCUGUCCUCUUCCACCACUUCAUACAGGUGAACACCUUUCUGCUAAGUUAUUUGCUAUGAUAGAAGAUUGGGGGAUUGAAGUCAAGGUAUCCAACAUCACCUUGGAUAAUGCUGCAAAUAACGGAGCUUGUGCUGGAAUUAUGAAGAGUAGACUUGUUGCAAAAAAGAUCUUGUUGAACGAUGGAAAACUCCUUCAUGUACGUUGUUGUGCUCAUAUCUUAGCUCUUAUUGUAAAAGAAGGACUUAAGAAUAUUGAUCUAGCCGUGCUUAAGAUAAGAGCGUCAGUGAAGUCCCUUAAAAAGUCUCAAUUGGUAGAUUCAGACUAUGAAGACUGUCCAACUGAUGAAGAAUGGGAACAAAUUGAAGUAGUCAAAAAGUUUCUAAAGGUGUUUCAUGAUCUCACAAAGAUAUUUUCUGGUAGUAAGUAUUCUACUUCCAAUCUGUAUUUUGAAAGAAUUUGUCAAGUUCAGGUGUUACUAAAGAAGGAAAGCGGAAAUGAUAUUGAAUUCAUUAGGAACAUGGUAAAAGAGAUGCAAGCAAAAUUUGAUAGUUAUUGGAAGGAGUUGAGUCCUAUAUUGGCUAUGGCAGUUGUGUUAGAUCCUAGAUCGAAAAUGAAUUUUGUGAAAUUUACUUACUCCAAGUUGUAUCCUAAGGUGAGAGAAUUAGAACGUGAAGUUAAUAAAGUGCGUAGUAAUAUGACAACACUUUUUAAUGAGUAUUACACCUUGUCAAGUUCAAGAGCUUUCAACAGUUGUGCAACUCAAAAUUUGGGUAUUCAAAAUGGUGGGAAUUCUGCUACCCAAGAAGGGAGUGAUUUUUUUCAGGAAUAUGUUGCAACACAGGAACGUGGAAUAUCUUGGCGAUUCGUACAGAGGUUGUCUAAAUUCACCACUCGACAUCCUAAACUAUUGGAAGAACCAUGA
Messenger RNA from Papaver somniferum (opium poppy), 1635 nucleotides. RefSeq names its product zinc finger BED domain-containing protein DAYSLEEPER-like. The transcript has 5 exons. Bases 1 to 1635 code for a protein of 544 amino acids. The record is from RefSeq and is a predicted model, not a curated record. Gene Ontology annotation, molecular function: DNA binding. NCBI's taxonomy places the organism in Eukaryota, Viridiplantae, Streptophyta, Magnoliopsida, Ranunculales, Papaveraceae.